This is a messenger RNA of Klebsormidium nitens, 2998 nucleotides long. Lineage: Eukaryota; Viridiplantae; Streptophyta; Klebsormidiophyceae; Klebsormidiales; Klebsormidiaceae. The record is from the annotation of a GenBank genome assembly.
UUACAAUUCCACGACACCUUUUACGCAGUUGAGCGCCCCCCAGCGCACCCCAGCGCCCCCAUUGGGGCUUCCAUCGUUUCUUCAUUCUUCGUUCUUUAAAAACUUGUGGUACCACCAGAUAGCACCACCCAGGAAUCAUUCGACGGUCAUGCAGCUGAUCCAAAAAGACCUUUGAGGGGCCCUGCCAGAAUGCGGAGAAAGUUGCGAUCAUGGACAGUGCAAGGGCUCAUGAAAUGCUAGCUUCCAACCAGAAGUUGUCAAAUGACAGCGCAAAUACACUUCGAUUCGAGGUUCCUUGGGGAAGUGCAAAUACUUUGUUGAUGUGGUGCACGUCUUUGAACUUUGGUCAGAAGAACGCAUUCUACAAUCUGGAAAGAGCAUCAUGAAUUGCUGAGGGGUGGUAGUAGACCUGCAAAGUAAGACAAAUUCUCGUUCUCUUAAAGUCCCCACAGAAAGCAUGGUCGAAAGCUCUUGGUCAGCAUAACACCUUGAAGAUCAUGGCAUUUGCAAUUUGCCACCAGGCGAUAAGCGCUCUGGUGGUGCUGCUUAUGCUGUCAGAACUUAUAGCUGCUCAGGGUGCAGCAAAGCUAGAGAGGCAGAAUAACUUUGGGCGCAUUCAGCAUGAAGUGUACGACCAGCUGCGGCCAGAUGUGGAGCAAUCGGCGCACACACUGCUGACAAAGAGGCAGGAGUCUCUGAAGGUGCCUCUUGAGAUCAAUGUGGCCCUCCUCGGUUUCAACGGCGAUGGGGCAUACAACUUCCAGAUUGAUGAGAAGGAGCUGUCCGACUUCUUCACAAAGAGUUUGCCUGAGCACCGACCAUCAUGCUUGGAAACCGGCCAACCACUGGAGAUCAGUUACCAACUCAAGUACACCGUGUUCCAUGUCUCUCCCAAUCUAGUCACCUCACUUCAGAACACCAUCAGGGCCUCCCUUGUGCUGACUGGAAAGGAGCUCGACCCGGAUGUAUACAUGGAGCUGCCCACAUACGAGCUUAACACCACUGCGGUCGAAAAGCGCUUCGACGUCAUCUACAAGUCCUACUUUGGCCAAAAGCUGACCCAAUCGCAAGAAGGCGGGAACCCGGGGCCCGCAGUCAUCUUCAUUGCGAACUUUGACAAGAUGAAGAUGAACCCCAACGAUACGGCGGUUCCUCCGCCCAUGUCGGGCGGGGUUCCGCUUAACGACGGCGGCUUCUUGUAUCGGUACCGCUACAUGAACAGCGGGCUAACGUCAGCCUGGCUCGGAGCUGGCAGGUACGCAGUGGCCGACAUUUCCGCCGGCCCCUGCUCUUACGGCCGGAUCAGCGCCCCCGAGGGCGUGAUCGGCCCGUUCACACUGCCCCGGUUGCGGCGGGUAAUCAUCCCCCGGUGGAAGACAGCGCUCGGGAGAGAAGAAACGGAGAAGGUGCGGCGGACCAAGUUCCGGGGACAGCUGUCGACGCUCGUGAUGUCAGCGGUGCAGCACCUCAUUGCACCCGACAUCAGAUUCGAGACCCUGGACUCGGCGGAACGGGUGCUGGUCCCGAUCAUCGUCCUGCGCAACCACGCGCUCUUCAACCCCUUCGUCCAGGGGCCCGAGGCGAUUGACCUGCACCGGAUGGAAACCGAGAUCAAACGCCUCGCUCAACCCAACCAGGAAGUCGUGGUCGUCGGCGCGGUCCACUCACUACACGAGCACGGCCAGCUGGCGGUGGCUCUCGCCAAGGCGACCCGGGGCGCCUCCGUGCACGUGCCCAGUCCCGACAACCGCCAGCACACUAUCGUUUCGAAAACGUAUGUUGACGGGGCGGUGCUUAUCGAGGAGAUGCGGCACACUGCGGACGUCCUUGCAGCGGGGAUGCUGGAGGUGGCGCAUCCGGACGUGGCGAAGUCGUUCUUUGACCAGCCGACCACGGACGCUGCAGACGACGGCUCUGCGCGGGAGGAGCCUCCUAAGCGCGACGGCAAGCCCGGCGGGAAGAAGCAACCGGGGGAGAGGCGGAGGCUGGCGCAGAAGAGCCGGGGGCCGUCCCGAGGAACCAGGGUGGUGCCAGUGUACGUACUGUCUUUAGCCGGUAUGGACCAGGAGCUGCUCCUGGAGGGGGAGACGCUCUACGCCGCCAGCCCCCAGGCGGUGAUCGUGCUGCAGACGAACGCCAACCGGAGCGUACCUACAAGCUACGUCUCCGAGAGCGAGAUUAUUCACAUCAACCCGGCCGCCCCCACCCGGCACAUCAUCGCCGGGGUGGCGAGCGUGCUCAGCGGCCUGGCGGCGCCCCACGAGCGGUGGUCGGUGAUCCGGAACCGGGCACAGGAAAACUGGAUGUGGGCGAAUGGGCAUCAUCCGUUUGGGCCGUUCUCCAACUCAGCGAACUGCUGCUCGACACGUCGCUGCGGAACGCCAUCUUCUCGCGGGUGGACACGGCGAUACGGGGUGUGCGGGACGCAGUGCUGGCAAUUUGAGGAGUUCGCGAACGAGUUUUUGCGAACGCUGUUCGGCGGCAACGUCUCUGCUGCGAUAGAAGAGUUUGCGAACGAGUACUUGCGGACGCCGUUCGGCGCCAACGUGUCUGCGCGACCCGCACCGGAGGCGUACAGCAGCCCGCUCCUGUGGAUGGAGAAGCUCUACAGCGACCCGGAGCGGACCGUCGCGCCCCUGCCACACGCCACCGUUGAGCGGCUGCAAAUGGAAAUCAAGGACAUUGAGGACCGGUUGGUGCUGUUGGGCGGGUUGCUGUACGAGCAAAACUUUGCGGACGCCCACAAGCAGUCGUCCAGCCUGCUCUGGACCGUCCGGGGCUUCCGGGACUACGUGGAUGCGCAACUAGAGGCGGCGAGGGACGGGCUGGCAUGCUGCAAGGUCAAGCACAGCUUGCCUGUCGCGCCCACGUCGGAUGCGUUCCUGUACGCGGGGAUUUUAGCGGCGGGUCUGCUAGUGUACUUUGUCGUCAUAUUCUUCUCCACUCCGCAACGGUGACGAUAACUCAAUCAGGGACGCUUGAUGUAAUUCUUGCUGGG